AUGAGCUUGUUGCAGCCCGAGGCCAACGAUGCUGGCGAAGAGGUGCCCGGCGUGUACCGAUCGCUCAACUUCCGCAGUCUACAGGACCCGUACUCGCACCGCGGAGGUGACACGAUGACGAGUCGAUACAGCACGCUGCGAGCCGACAACCUCGAGACGAUGCUCAACGGCGGUCUCGAGCGUUUCUACAAGAAGUACAACCAUUUGUCACGCAAGAUCAACCUGCAGCUACCGACGCCCGAGGUGCGCUUUGAGAACCUGUCGUUCUCGGUGCAGGUGCCGGCGGAGGCUGGUGCCUACGGCACGGUUGGCUCGCACCUGAGCUCCAUCUUCACACCGUGGCAGAAGGUGCCCAUGACCACCAAGCACGCGCUGCAUCCGAUGAGCGGCAUCAUCAAACCGGGCUCUAUGACGCUGAUUCUGGCCAACCCUGGUGCCGGCAAGUCGACGUUUCUGAAGGCAUUGGCCGGCAAGCUGCAAGACAACAAGCAGACGGAGAUCGGAGGGGAGAUCCUGUACUCAGGUUUAAAAGGUGAAGACAUUGACCUGAUCAAGCUGGUGGGUCUGGUUGACCAGACGGACAACCACAUCCCGACACUCACGGUGCGCGAGACGUUCAAGUUCGCAGACAUGUGCGUGAACGGGCGUCCGGAAGACCAACCGGAGGAGAUGCGCGACAUCGCCGCUCUUCGCACCGAGCUGUUCUUGCAGAUCCUGGGUCUGGAGAACUGUGCCGACACCGUGGUGGGUAAUGCGCUGCUGCGAGGUGUGAGUGGUGGUGAACGCAAGCGAGUCACGGUGGGGGAGGUGCUGGUCGGUGGCCAGAGUCUGUUCCUGUGUGACGAGAUCUCCACGGGUCUGGACAGUGCAGCGACGUUCGACAUCAUCAAGGCGCUUCGCACGUGGUGCAAGACGCUUGGCGGUUCGGUCAUUGUGGCACUACUGCAACCGACGCCUGAGGUGGUGGAGCAGUUCGACGAUAUCUUGAUGGUCAACGAAGGUCACAUGGUGUACCACGGACCUCGCACCGAGAUCCUCGACUACUUCGACGAGCGCGGCUUCAGCUGUCCUCCACGUGUGGACCCGGCCGACUUCUUGAUCGAGGUGACGUCGGGUCGCGGAGACAGCUACUCGAACGGUAAAGUGGAGCGGAAGGACUUGGCCGUGACGUCCGAGGACUUCAACAACCUGUUUUGCCAGUCGAGCAUCUACAUGAAGACGCACCAGGCAAUCAGCAAGGGCUUCAACGAGCACCAGUUUGAGAACCCGGAAGACUUCCAGAAGGCCAAGAGCGUGGCCAACCUGGCGCGCUCGAAGCAGAAAUCGGAGUUCGGGCUGGCGUUCGUCCCAAGUACCAUGUUGCUGCUGAGCCGUCAGAAGCUCAUUUGGCUGCGAGACCCGCCGCUGCUCUGGGGAAAGCUGUUUGAAGCCCUGAUCGUGGGUCUUGUGCUCGGUAUGAUCUACUACAACGUGAGCUCGACGUACUACCUGCGUAUGAUCUUCUUCAGUAUCGCGCUGUUCCAGCGUCAAGCGUGGCAGCAGAUCACCAUCUCGUUCCAGUUGCGCGGCGUCUUCUACAAGCAACGGCCACGCAACUUCUUUCGCACGACGUCGUACGCUAUUGCGGAGACGGUGGUGCAGAUUCCGGUGAACCUGUCGGUGUCGUUCAUCCUGGGCACGUUCUUCUACUUCAUGAGUGGACUGACCCGGACGUUCGAGAAGUACAUCAUCUUCUUCCUGGUGCUCGUGUGCUUUCAGCACGCCAUCGGCGCGUACAUGACGAUGCUGAGCUCUCUGUCGCCUAGUAUCACGGUGGGUCAGGCGCUGGCGGGUAUCUCCGUGAGCUUCUUCCUGUUGUUCUCUGGUAACAUUAUUCUGGCCGACCUGAUCCCGAACUACUGGAUCUGGAUGUACUGGUUCAACCCGCUGGCGUGGGCGCUGCGCAGUAAUAUGCUGUCCGAGUUCUCCAGCGACCGGUACACGCCCGCACAGAGCACCAAGUUCCUGGACAGCUUCUCGAUCUCGGAAGGAACAGAGUACGUCUGGUUUGGCAUUGGCAUUCUGGUGGCCUACUACCUGUUCUUCACGACGUUGAACGGGCUGGCGCUGCACUUCAUCUGCUACGAAAAGUACAAGGGUGUUAGUGUGAAGUCCAUGACGGACAACGCUCCGGAGGAAGACAACGUGUACGUGGAAGUGCGCACGCCCGGGUCCGGGGACGUCGUGCAGGCAAAGGCCCGUGGCGCCGGUCUGCCGUUCACGCCGUCGAACUUGUGCAUCAAGGACUUGGAGUACUUCGUGACGCUGCCGUCGGGCGAAGAGAAGCAGCUACUGCGUGGCAUUACGGCACACUUCGAGCCCGGUCGCAUUGUGGCUCUUAUGGGUGCAACGGGUGCCGGCAAGACGACGCUGAUGGACGUGAUCGCCGGCCGCAAAACGGGCGGACGCAUUGUUGGUGACAUCAUCGUGAACGGCGAGGCCAAGAACCCGGCCAACUUCAGUCGCAUCACGGCGUACUGCGAGCAGAUGGACAUUCACUCGGAGGCCGCGACGAUCUACGAGGCGCUGGUUUUCUCCGCCAACCUACGAUUGCCUCCCACGUUCACGGAGAAGGAGCGGAUGAACCUUGUGAGCGAGACGCUGGAGCUGCUGGAGCUGUCGCCUAUCGCUGGCGAGAUGGUGGGUCGCUUGUCUGUGGAGCAGAAGAAGCGUGUGACGAUCGGUGUGGAGGUGGUGGCCAACCCGAGCAUCCUGUUCCUGGACGAACCCACGAGUGGUCUGGAUGCUCGUUCGGCUCUCAUCGUGAUGCGAGGCGUGCAGUCGAUCGCCCGCACGGGCCGUACGGUGCUGUGCACGAUCCACCAGCCUAGCAUCUCGAUCUUCGAGCUGUUCGAUGGACUACUUCUACUUCAGAAGGGAGGUUUCACGGCGUACUUCGGCGACCUUGGCGUGGACUCGGUGAAGAUGCUCGAGUACUUCGAGUCGAUCCCCGGAACGCAGGAAAUCCGACCGCAGUACAACCCGGCCACGUACAUGCUUGAAGUGAUUGGCGCGGGUAUCGGCCGUGACGUCAAGGACUACUCGAUCGAGUACAAGAACAGCGAGCUGUACAAGUCGAACCGUGAACGCACUCUUGAGUUGGCCGAGGUGUCGGAAGACUUUAUAUGCCACUCGACGCUCAAUUACACACCGAUCGCGACGGGCUUCUGGAACCAGCUGGGUCACUUGGCUAAGAAGCAGCAGCUCACGUACUGGCGCAACCCGCAGUACAAUUUCAUGCGCAUGUUCCUGUUCCCGUUGUUCGCUGUCAUCUUCGGCACCACGUUCUACCAGCUGUCUGCGGGCAGCGUGAAGAAGAUCAACUCGCACAUUGGUCUCAUCUACAACAGUAUGGACUUUAUCGGAGUCAUUAACCUCAUGACGGUGCUGGAAGUCACGUGUGCCGAGCGCGCCGUGUUCUACCGUGAACGCAUGUCGAACUACUACGGUCCACUGCCCUACAGUCUAUCGCUGUGGUUCGCCGAGGUUCCCUACCUGAUCAUCGUGAUCGUGCUGUUCGUGACGAUCGAGUACUGGCUCGUGGGCUGGAGCGACAACGGAGGCGACUUCAUCUUCUUCAUGUUCGUCUUCUACCUCUACACGUCGGCGUGUACGUACGUGGGUCAGUGGAUGUCUGCUCUGAUGCCCAACGAGAAGGUGGCGAACGUGGCUGUCGGUGCGCUGUCGUGUCUGUUCAAUCUGUUCUCGGGCUACCUGCUGCCGCGUCCGUCGAUGAAGGCCGGUUACAAGUGGUUCACGUACCUGAUGCCGUCGAGCUACUCACUUGCAGCACUUGUGGGCGUGCAGUUCGGCACUAACCAAGACAUCAUAACGGUGACGAUGGGCAACGCGUCGACGGACAUGACGGUGUCCGCCUACAUCGAGAAAACGUACGACUUCCGUCCUGAGAGCAAGUACAAUUUUAUGGCGGGACUGCUGGUGAUCUGGGUCGUGCUGCAAGUGGCCAUCUACCUCACGUUCAAGUACGUGAGCCACCUUAAGAGAUAA
This is a messenger RNA of Phytophthora infestans T30-4, 4047 nucleotides long. Its product is annotated as ATP-binding Cassette (ABC) Superfamily. The record is from RefSeq and is a predicted model, not a curated record. Lineage: Eukaryota; Oomycota; Peronosporomycetes; Peronosporales; Peronosporaceae. Bases 1 to 4047 code for a protein of 1348 amino acids. Gene Ontology annotation, molecular function: ATP binding; ABC-type transporter activity; ATP hydrolysis activity. Gene Ontology annotation, cellular component: membrane. The transcript has a single exon.